This is a messenger RNA of Oryctolagus cuniculus (rabbit), 934 nucleotides long. NCBI's taxonomy places the organism in Eukaryota, Metazoa, Chordata, Mammalia, Lagomorpha, Leporidae. The record is from RefSeq and is a predicted model, not a curated record.
GCUUCCGCCCGGGGCCCCGCCCCCGCCCCGCCCCUGCCCCGCCCCCAGGCCGAGCUCGCUCGCGCGCGCCGCGGCCUCUCCCGAGCGCUCCCCGCUCCGGGCGCCCAGGGACGCGCGCUGAGGCUGGGACGGCGCGGCCCCAUCGCCGAGCGGCGGACGCCGCCCCGUCCGACGCCCGGCGCGAGGCCUGUCUGUGAGGGCCCCGGGGGGCCGCCCCCUCCAGGUCGGAGGUCCAGCAUGGCGGCCGCGGGGGGCCCUGGCGUGGCGGCCGUGCGGGGUCCCCUGGGCCUGCUCGUGCUCCUGCUGCUCGGAGGCUGCACCGCGGAAGAGCCACCCAGGUUUAUUAAGGAGCCCAAGGACCAGAUCGGCGUGUCCGGGGGCGUGGCCUCCUUCGUGUGUCAGGCCACGGGCGACCCCAAGCCACGAGUGACCUGGAACAAGAAAGGCAAGAAGGUCAACUCACAGCGCUUCGAGACGAUCGAGUUUGACGAGAGCGCGGGCGCCGUGCUGCGGAUCCAGCCGUUGCGUACGCCGCGCGACGAGAACGUGUACGAGUGCGUGGCGCAGAACGCGGCCGGCGAGAUCACCGUGCACGCCAAGCUCACCGUCCUCCGAGAGGACCAGCUGCCCCCCGGCUUCCCCAACAUCGACAUGGGCCCGCAGCUGAAGGUGGUGGAGCGCACGCGGACGGCCACCAUGCUGUGCGCCGCCAGCGGCAACCCCGACCCCGAGAUCACUUGGUUCAAGGACUUCCUGCCCGUGGACCCCAGCGCCAGCAACGGACGCAUCAAGCAGCUGCGAUCAGAAAGCACUCCAAUCCGAGGGGCGCUGCAGAUCGAGAGCAGCGAGGAGACCGACCAGGGCAAGUACGAGUGCGUGGCCAGCAACAGCGCCGGCGUGCGCUACUCGGCACCCGCCAACCUCUACGUGCGAG